GUGUCUUCAUUGUAAAGUCUUCGGCUAUUUGGAGAUCAGCUGACACGAAGGAUCACAUGCAGGAGGCCGCUACGCGAACACUGCUGCACGCCUGUGCGAGAUCGCGUUGCACUUUCGCGUGGCUGCACAGCUAAGGGCUCAUCGGCCACCCCCUUGUCAAAAAAGGAAGAAGGAAAGUGUAACAGGCGGAGAAACAACCGGGCUGCAAGAUCAGGAGCGUCUUAGGAAAGACCGCCGUGCAAUCUCCACUGCGACCCCAGCUCUGUUUGAUGGUGUCGGAAAGCGAAGAGCUGCCCAUUCGGACCUGAGAAGAAGCCGACGGCCAGCCCGUCCUCGAUCCCCGGCGCCACGCUCCGUGCGCACCGACUUGCUGCAGGACGUCUCGCUAAAGCUGCUGGGGUCGACCAUGUCAAAAAACACAGCACGAAUGAGAAGAAAACACAACCUGAAAAUUUCUGAUGAAGUCUUCAAGCAAAAAGAGCCAGAGCCAGUACCACCUCGGAACCUGGACUCGAGGACCUUCAUCACGAUUGGAGACCGAAACUUUGAAGUCCAAGCCGAUGACUUGGUGUCCCUCUCAGAGCUCGGGCGAGGCGCCUAUGGCGUGGUGGAGCGUGUGCGACAUGCCCAGAGUGGCACGAUAAUGGCUGUGAAGAGAAUCCGAGCCACGGUGAAUACCCAGGAGCAGAAGAGGCUGCUGAUGGACUUGGACAUCUCCAUGAGGACCGUGGACUGUCCCUACACCGUCACGUUUUAUGGGGCACUCUUCAGAGAGGGGGACGUGUGGAUCUGUAUGGAGCUGAUGGACACGUCGCUCGACAAAUUCUACAAAAAAGUGAUCGAUAAGGGGAAGAUCAUCCCAGAAGACAUUUUAGGAAAAAUGGCCGUCUCAAUUGUCAAGGCCUUGGAGCAUCUGCACAGCAAGCUGUCGGUGAUCCAUCGGGAUGUAAAGCCCUCGAAUGUUCUCAUCAAUAAUGAAGGACACGUGAAGAUGUGUGAUUUUGGGAUUAGCGGGUACUUGGUGGACUCCGUGGCGAAGACGAUGGACGCUGGCUGCAAACCCUACAUGGCGCCAGAGAGGAUAAACCCCGAGUUGAGCCAGAAAGGAUACAACGUCAAAUCGGACGUCUGGAGCCUGGGAAUCACCCUGAUUGAACUGGCGAUCCUCCGCUUCCCCUACGAGUCUUGGGGGACCCCCUUCCAGCAGCUGAAGCAAGUCGUGGAGGAGCCGUCCCCUCAGCUACCUGCGGACCGAUUCUCGAAGGAGUUUGUGGACUUCACUGCCCAGUGUCUGAAAAAGAACCCAGCUGAACGAAUGAACUACCUUGAGCUCAUGGACCACCCCUUCUUCAAGAUCCACGAUGCCAAGGAGAGCGACGUGGCCUCGUUUGUCAAGGAGAUCCUGGGCGAUGAGCAGAAUUGACGACGCAGCCUCCUCCUCUUCCUCCUCCUCCUCCUCUUCCUCCCUCUCGUUUUUGCCUUUUUCAGUACCCCUGUGAUACUGAUGAUGAGAUAUUGACACUCAGUACCUUCCUUGGAGGACAACUGGAAUAUUUGGUUUAAGGAAAAAAAAAAAAAUAAUAAUACAGUAUUGCAAAGUUAUUUUUUUAUGUAUUGUACCAAACUUUCAAAAGAAAAACACGGAAAAAGUGAACUCGCCAAAGAGAGAACGCGGCGGAGCGGACCGGAUGAGAUUUAACGGCCGCGCUGUGUGGACAUCUCUCCGUCAGCGUUCACGUACAUCGCCCAAGCGGACCACCUUUAAUGCCAAGUCCGUGGGCUUCGAGUUGUGUGUGUGUGUGUGUGUGUGUGUGUGUGUGUAUGGUGGAGUGGGGAGGGGGACGCUUUACGGUAAAGUCGAGCUGUGGGCCGCGGACCAGCAGCCUCCACCACGAAGGGUGCCUUGGUGCCCCGAGUCGGGCCAUCUUGUGCCCCCUUGUCGGACGCCCACCUGAAGCCUCAUUCCGACGGCUGAUGAUCUCCUUUGUAUUUGAAGGUAGAAGGUGACUGGGUGGUCGGACGUUUUCGAGUGAAGAUGGACUCGGAUGAAGGAGAGCAGCUCCGUCUUCAGUGCGCCAUAUUGGAUUCAGUGCUGCUGCCCCUUCCCGGUUAGGAAUUCGGAUUUUGUUUUUUUUUUUGUUUUUUUUUAUAUCUUAAUGAACUGAUAGUGGGGUCUCCCACUCAUACCAGGGACGGCUGGGAGUGCCCCGCAUUGUGACAUGGCCUGGUUGUGCCACUCGGUGCCCCCACCAGCUCAUGUGCCUUUAGGGGAUGGCCGCCCACACUUAACCCCCCCCCCCCCCAAAAAAUAUCCUGGAGUGUGGGUGUCACACUGGUUUUUGUCACACGGCUAGGAGGCACAUUUUGCCUUUUGUCCUUUUUCUUCGGGGCUACGUGGGCAGUGCCACGUCCUCUAGUCGGGCACCCCCCUUUUUGAAAGAGUUUGAUCAGACCCCCUCCCCGCCCCCGCAUGGCCUUUGUGUUUCAGGUCCGAGGCGCAUCUCCCGGGACAGGACCGGCUUUCCUGCAUGAACUCUUAAGUGUAAAUGAGGUGAGGGGAGAGGGAUUUGAAAAAUAUUUAAUUCUCACGUGGCUAUUGUACCCGGCGACCGACAGAUUUAUUUUAAGUAAAAACAAAAAGUAAAAAUCA
Molecule: messenger RNA, 2650 nt
Organism: Erpetoichthys calabaricus (reedfish)
Lineage: Eukaryota; Metazoa; Chordata; Cladistia; Polypteriformes; Polypteridae
Product: dual specificity mitogen-activated protein kinase kinase 3-like
Exons: 13
Coding region: 407-1423 (338 amino acids)
Biological process (GO): MAPK cascade; protein phosphorylation
Molecular function (GO): ATP binding; MAP kinase kinase activity
Source: RefSeq, a predicted model, not a curated record